This is a messenger RNA of Sabethes cyaneus, 1968 nucleotides long. RefSeq names its product deoxynucleoside kinase. Gene Ontology annotation, cellular component: cytoplasm; mitochondrion. Lineage: Eukaryota; Metazoa; Arthropoda; Insecta; Diptera; Culicidae. The transcript has 6 exons. The coding region runs from base 267 to 1013 and encodes 248 amino acids. Gene Ontology annotation, biological process: nucleobase-containing compound metabolic process. Gene Ontology annotation, molecular function: deoxynucleoside kinase activity; ATP binding. The record is from RefSeq and is a predicted model, not a curated record.
CUGAAGAAACUUGUAAUACAUUAUACGGGUUGAAUUAUGUGCUUGGAAUCUCAAGAUACUUCAUUAUAUUUUGUCACAGUAAUCAAUAUGUAACCAGUUUCUUGUUUGUGCAGUAAUGAAACAUUUGAAGUAUUUCUAUUCACCAUCGUUAGUUACAAUUUUCAGAAUGCGGAUAUUGUUUCAACGACCUUUCGCACUUCCUUCUAUCUCUCUGUGGACAUUUGUCACCUGUGCUGUGAGGUCCCACAGGACGCAGCUUUAAAGAUAUGGCUACAUCGACAGGUUUGGAAAAACUUGGCUUACGCGACAAGAAACCGUUCACUGUUUUCAUCGAGGGAAACAUUGGAAGCGGAAAAACAACCUUUCUGAACCAUUUUCAAAAAUUCAAACAAAGUGUAUGUCUGCUUACUGAACCUGUAGAGAAAUGGCGCAACUGUGGUGGAGUUAACUUGUUAGAUUUGAUGUAUAAAGAGCCAAAACGAUGGGCGAUGCCUUUUCAAAGCUAUGUAACAUUAACCAUGCUUGAUAUGCAUACCACUUCUACAGAUAAAAGUGUGAAACUUAUGGAACGAUCUAUGUUUAGUGCCAGAUACUGCUUUGUAGAAAAUAUGCUGGCGAACGGAAUGUUACAUCAAGGAAUGUACAACAUACUACAAGACUGGUACGAAUUUAUUCAUGCAAAUAUUCACAUACAGGCUGAUUUAAUAGUUUACUUGAGAACUAGUCCAAAAAUUGUUUUUGAAAGAAUGACAAAACGUGCGCGUUCCGAAGAGAGUUGUGUCCCUUUGAAGUAUUUGCAGGAAUUGCACGAACUGCAUGAGAAUUGGCUAAUUCACGGAGCUUUCCCCAGAGCGGCUCCGGUCCUUGUUCUUGACGCUGAUCUAGAUUUAAAUGAUAUUAGUUCUGAAUAUAAACGCUCCGAAACUAGUAUACUCAAGCCAAUUCUAAUUGAUAAUACUAAUCAGCAAUCAAUCCUGACCUCACCCGGUAAAAGAUCCAGAAAAGAAUUUUAACCAUAUGAACAUACCACUAGCUAGCUCAUUUAGUAUAGCGAUUGAAGAAUAGAAAUAUUCUUAGUUUUCCGGUUUUAAAUUUCAAUUGUAUUAGAAAUGUUUUGUAGGUACCUUUUUGAUUGACCAAAAAUCAAUUUUUUACAAAUAUUUAAUAUAAUGCAAACAGAGUUCUGAAAUAUAAAUGUAAAAUCUCCAGUCUAAUAACAACUAAUAUCAGCUUUCCGUACGAUAUCUCCAAAUUAAUACAAACAGCUACUACACUGUUUUUUUUCGUAAAACUUAACAAGCACCCCAUAAUAUACUACACUUAUGUCUACCUACGACAAACACAGACAUGAUAAAUAUGCAUAUUCAAAAGAGAAGCUAUCGACUGCAUCCAGCGUUUUGGACAAAUAUGAUAAUUACCAAUAUUCUCUUUAUUCUCUAAGUUAUUAUAAUUUAUUCACAGUAAUAAGAGUGGGUUGAAAAAAUGUCACUUUUAGGGAUUAUUUUCUGUAGGUAAUUGUUAGUGAUAACUGAAGUUUUUUUUUCUUCUAUUUCUUCAACCUCGUAAAACUGAAAAAAAUCAAGUAGAGAUUUAGCUUUGCAAUGGCAUAAAUUAUUCCUUACUUCGUUUGGUAGACCUCGUGUCAGUGCUAUAUAAGUUGUUCGACCCUUUUACAAUGCAAUAAAAUUCAUUUCAUUUUUUGAUGAAUAGUGGUGAAACAAAACAUGCAAAAUUGAUUUCAUUCUACGCGAAGGUUGUAAAAAUAUUGUUGUCCUGGUCCAUAUAUGUAUCGGGGAAGACCCGUCCUGUCCGCCUGGCACUUCUGAUGGUGGGUCACCGGCAAACACUCGUUACCAGCAGAUAAAUUGUCCUAAAUUAUCAAUUAAAAACCACCAAGGCCUAUCGUUAAAGGUUCUUUUACAAUUACCAAUCUUAACCAUAUCACUUUUUUCGUCAUUAAAAUUUUGC